AUGGACGAGAUAACGAACCCUAAUGAUAUUUUACUGCCCCAUGAAGGCACUGGGCUAACGCCGGUUGGGAUUUCCGUUGGGCCAGAGGCAUACCCCAUCAACGAUGUGCUGCAUACGUCGCACUUGAAGGGCGCUGCCGACGUGGAAGACCCGUUGAUUGAGGAUAUCGUGAACCCAUCUUUGGACCCGGAAGGGUCUUCCUCAGAGCCGUCUAAUGAGGUUGUGACUCCCCUGAUGCAUCCCUCGUUCAAUAUAGACCAUAACAUGCACAGGCCAUCUCCAGUUACUGGUGUUUACGGACUGGCAAACACACCUGGUAACCAGGAUUACAAGAGCACUACUACGGAGUCGUCAAGAAGGGAGAGUUUUCUGAACGACGCAGACAACCAACAGAACCAACACACACAGCCUGGCAAUCGUGGUCAGAAGUACUAUAACGGAUACAGCCAAACGCACCACCAGCCUGUUGUAUCGUUGAACAAAAGAAAGCUGCUUGCAAAACCUCACGGUGUGGACAAGCCGCACAGCAAGAAAAAGAUGAGCACUACUCGGGCUAGACCAGCAUUUGUGAAUAAGUUGUGGAGCAUGGUGAAUGACAGCACCAAUGAGAAGUUUAUCCAUUGGUCGGACAGCGGUGAGUCUAUUGUGGUUCCUAACAGAGAAAGGUUUGUGCAAGAAGUGCUCCCCAAGUACUUCAAGCACUCCAACUUCGCCAGUUUUGUGCGUCAGUUGAACAUGUACGGCUGGCACAAAGUCCAGGAUGUCAAGAGUGGCAGCAUGCUAAGCAACAACGACAGCAGGUGGGAGUUUGAGAAUGAGAACUUCAAGAAGGGCAAAGAGAAUUUGCUCGAGAAUAUCGUUAGACAAAAGCCAAACUCAAAUAUGGUUGGAGGCGGAAACGACGAAGUGGACAUUAACAUCUUGAUGAAUGAGUUGGAGACGGUAAAGUACAACCAACUGGCUAUUGCGGAGGAUUUACAAAGAAUCACUAAGGAUAAUGAGAUGUUAUGGAAGGAAAACAUGAUGGCCAGAGAAAGACACCAGUCACAGCAGCAAGUGUUGGAGAAAAUCUUAAGAUUUUUAUCCAGUGUGUUUGGGCCAAACUCUGCAAAGACGAUUGGAAACGGUUUCCAACCAGAUCUUAUUCACGAGUUAGGUGACAUGCAAGUACAAUCUCCUAACAACAACACCGCUAACAUGAACCCAGGUUCUUACCAUAACGAGGAAGAUCCUAUGGCCAACGUGUUUGGACCGCUCACUCCUUCUGAUCAGAUGAAGAUACCCCAGAACCAAGACCACAAGGUUAGGCCAAGGCUUCUAAUCAAAAAUCGUUCCGGAUCAAGUUCGUCAUCUUCCAUUCCAAGUGAAAGAGCAUCAUCAUAUCAUAGAAUGGUCAGUACUCCAGUUGCAGUGGAUCAACUGCACCAGCAGCAUACCCAACAACAGCAACAACAACAACAACCUCACAUUCAACAACGUAAGCAACGUCAGGCACAGCCACAAUUCCCUUAUGUGAUUCAAAACUCAAACGGAAACUCAAACGGAAACGGAAACGGAAGCGCAAAUCCAGCAAUCAACAACAUUGGUGGUGGGAACGGCACCCAGGUUGGGGUCCAAACUUUCCAACCGCAGCAUUCGAUACAUUCAAGCAACGGAGACAUUCAAGAACUUACGCCAAGCAUCAUCAGCUCUGACUCUCCAGACCCUUCAUUUUUCCAAGACCUGCAGAAUAACAUCGAUAGGCAAGAGGAGUCUAUACAGGAGAUCCAAGACUGGAUCACAAAACUCAGUCCAGGUGAGGAUGGAAACACCCCAAUAUUCCCUGAUCUCAACAUGGCUUCUCAGUUCACCACUUCUCACGGCAACCAGGGCCAAAUUCCAUCGCAAACUCCAGAUUUCAACAACUCACACAUAGAGGAACUACAACAACCUCGAUUAAACGAGCCGGACAUUCCCUCAGAAGAGUUCAAUCCACAGAGGAAGAGAAGAAAGGCUACCUGA
Molecule: messenger RNA, 2001 nt
Organism: Kluyveromyces marxianus DMKU3-1042
Lineage: Eukaryota; Fungi; Ascomycota; Saccharomycetes; Saccharomycetales; Saccharomycetaceae
Gene: HSF1
Product: stress-responsive transcription factor HSF1
Exons: 1
Coding region: 1-2001 (666 amino acids)
Biological process (GO): regulation of DNA-templated transcription
Molecular function (GO): DNA-binding transcription factor activity; sequence-specific DNA binding
Source: RefSeq, a predicted model, not a curated record